Messenger RNA from Spodoptera littoralis (African cotton leafworm), 564 nucleotides. NCBI's taxonomy places the organism in Eukaryota, Metazoa, Arthropoda, Insecta, Lepidoptera, Noctuidae. The record is from the annotation of a GenBank genome assembly.
AUGCUUGCUAUAAUCAAUCGUAUCCUUGAUUGGAUUAAAAGCUUGUUCUGGAAAGAAGAGAUGGAGCUAACACUGGUUGGAUUGCAGUACUCGGGGAAAACAACUUUUGUUAACGUCAUUGCCUCCGGGCAGUUUAGUGAAGACAUGAUCCCAACAGUAGGAUUCAACAUGCGCAAAAUCACCAAAGGAAAUGUAACUAUCAAGGUUUGGGAUAUCGGUGGCCAGCCCAGGUUCCGCUCCAUGUGGGAGAGGUAUUGCCGAGGAGUUAAUGCUAUUGUCUACAUGGUGGACGCGGCGGACCCGGACAAGAUCGAGGCGUCUCGCAACGAGCUCCACAGCUUGCUGGAGAAGCAACAACUCACCGGCAUACCAGUGCUCGUACUCGGGAACAAACGGGACCUGCCGCAUGCACUCGACGAGCACGGACUCAUCGAGCGGAUGAAUCUUUCAGCUAUCCAGGACCGUGAGAUCUGCUGCUACUCAAUCUCGUGCAAAGAGAAGGACAACAUCGACAUCACACUACAGUGGCUCAUCGCGCACAGUAAGUCCGGCAGCGCGCGUUAA